Molecule: messenger RNA, 2419 nt
Organism: Prosopis cineraria
Lineage: Eukaryota; Viridiplantae; Streptophyta; Magnoliopsida; Fabales; Fabaceae
Product: pentatricopeptide repeat-containing protein At4g01570-like
Molecular function (GO): protein binding
Source: RefSeq, a predicted model, not a curated record
CCCAGCUCACACGUCUCAACUCACUGAGCCUAUUCUCCUCCGAAUCCUCUCAAAUCCAUCACUUCACCCUUCAAAGAAACUUGAUUUCUUCCACUGGUGUCGUUCGCUCCGACCCGUGUAUGCGCACUCCGCCGCCGCCUAUUCUCACAUCUUCCGCACCGUUUGCCGCGCCGGCUACCUUAACGAGGUACCAAUUCUCUCCGCUCGAUGAAGGAAGACGGCGUCGUUGCUGAUUCUCAGGCGUUCAAGGUUCUCCUUGAUUCUUUCAUUCGGUUGGGUAAGUUCGAUUCGGCGCUGGAAAUUUUAGAUUGCAUGGAAGAACUAGGGGCUACCUUGAAUCCCCGAAUCUUGAACUCUGUUCUUAUUGCUUUGGUAAGAAAUAACCAGCUGCGUUUGGCUCUGUUUAUAUUUUUUAAGCUUCUGGAUGCUGAAUCCAAUGGUGGUGGUGAUGUUGGUUCUGCCCCUAGCUCCAAUGCAUGUAAUGAAUUGCUAGCUGCUCUUAGAAAAGCAGACAUGAAGGAAGAAUUAAAAAAAGUUUUUGAAAGACUGAGGAAAAAGGAAAAGUUUAAAUUUGAUAUCUGGUGUUAUAAUAUUUGUAUUUAUGCUUUUGGAUGUUGGGGUGAUCUCAGUACUUCUUUAAGCCUCUUCAAAGAGAUGAGGGGAAGAGAAUCUGAUGCAUCUGGGAGUUCAGUUGGGCCUGAUUUGUGCACCUAUAAUAGUUUGAUCAGCGUGCUCUGCAAAGUUGGAAAGGUCAAUGAUGCACUCAAAGUAUGGGAGGACCUUAAAGGAUCUGGUCAUGAACCUGAUGAAUUCACUUACAGAAUCCUUAUCCAAGGCCAGAAAAGUAACAGAAGCUUGCCAGCUUUUCGAGAAAAUGGUUGAAGAUGGAGUAAAAGCCUCAUGCUGGACAUAUAAUAUUUUGAUAGAUGGAUUACUUAAGAAUGGAAGGCCAGAGGCUGCUUAUACUUUAUUUUGUGACCUGAAAAAGAAAGGUCAAUUUGUUGAUCGAAUUACAUACAGCAUCAUUGUGCUGCAACUUUGCAAGGAGGGUCUACUUGAGGAGGCACUCCAACUGGUGGAGGAAAUGGAAGCAAGGUUUUUUAUUGUUGACCUAGUUACCAUAACUUCACUCUUGAUUGGCGUCCAUAAACAUGGCCGUUGGGAUUGGACAGACCGGCUUCUAAAGCAUGUAAAAGAGGGUGACCUGGUCUACAAUGUUCUCAAGUGGAAAGCGGGAAUGGAGGCUUACAUGAAGAGCCAUAAGAGUAAGAAAAAGGAUUAUACUCCAUUGUUCCCUUCCAAAGGAGAUUUUGAGGAGGCGAUGAACCUUAUAACUUCUGAUGAUAUCAACCUUGAUUCAGACGGUGCUACAACUAAAGAUGAGGGGUUGAUUUUAUCCUUUGAAACUGAUGAGUGGUCUUCAUCACCAUACAUGGAUAGAUUGGCCAAGCAAGUAAAGUCUGAUGGCCAUUCUCCUCAACUGUUUUCCCCUACUCCAGCACGACGAGUUCAAGAAAAAAUUUCACAUUCCUUUGAUAUUGAUAUGGUAAAUACUUUCUUGUCCAUAUUUUUGGCUAAGGGGAAAUUGAACUUGGCUUGCAGGCUGUUUGAGAUUUUCACUGACAUGGGGGUGAAUCCUGUGAGUUACACAUAUAACUCUAUAAUGAGCUCAUUUGUGAAAAAGGGCUACUUCACUGAGGCUUGGGCUGUUCUCAGUGAAAUGGGGGAAAAGGUUUGCCCGGCUGACAUAGCAACCUACAAUGUGAUAAUUCAAGGUUUAGGAAAAAUGGGAAGAGCAGACCUAGCCAGCUCUGUUCUUGACAGACUACUGAAGCAGGGUGGUUAUCUUGACAUUGUUAUGUAUAACACCCUCAUUAAUGCGCUGGGGAAAGCAGGCCGUAUUGAUGAAGUGAACAAACUCUUUGAGCAAAUGAAGAAUAGUGGGAUAAAUCCUGACGUUGUGACUUACAAUACAUUAAUUGAAGUUCACAGCAAGGCAGGUCGAUUGAAGGAUGCUUAUAAGUUCUUAAGAAUGAUGCUGGAUGCUGGAUGCACGCCCAACCACGUUACGGACACAACUUUAGAUUUUCUGGGGAAGGAGAUUGAUAAAUUGAGAUACCAAAAGGCCUCAAUUUUGAGUGAAAAAGAUGAUCCUUCUUGAGGGUAUGAAGCCUCGGGUAACUGACUACGUGUAUGUUUGAUUUUUAGUUUACAUCUAGCAAAUGUUUAUUUAAAAGGUCUAAUUAUUUAUUAGAUUUGAUAAAGUGCAUCCUAACUAUAGUUUAAAUGUGUUUUUGAGAGUUACUCAACUAGAACUUUAGAGAGAGAUUUUUAAAGUUUUUUUGUAGUGGAGUUUUGCUCUGCAAUUGUAUUGUGUCAUUUCCUCUAAUCAUAGAUAGGAUACUUUAUUGCCGUGAAA